GUCUGCCUAGUGUUCAUGGUUGGUGAAGUGAUCGGUGGCUAUGCAGCACACAGUCUGGCAGUCAUGACGGACGCAGCGCACCUGCUCACUGACUUCAGCAGCAUACUGGUCAGCCUCUUCUCCCUGUGCCUCUCCUCCAGACCCCCCUCCAAAGCCAUGACGUUUGGUUGGCAUCGCUCAGAGAUCCUCGGCGCUCUGUUCUCCGCCCUCUCCAUUUGGGCUGUAACUGCGGUGCUGGUCUUCAUUGCCAUUCAGAGGAUCCUCCGUGAUGACUAUGAGAUCCACAGUGGCAUCAUGGUCAUCACCUCCGGCUGUGCAGUAGGGGUCAACAUCAUCAUGGCCCUUAUCCUCCAUCAGUCCCCAUCCUCCCACGGCCACAGUCACGGCCUGUCACAUGGCCACAGUCACGGCUGCGCACAGGCAGCAGGUAACCAUGGCAACGCCAGUGUGCGAGCAGCGUUCAUCCAUGUGGUGGGAGACCUGCUGCAGAGUCUGGGAGUCUUCCUGGCUGCCCUCAUCAUCAGCCGUUGGCCUGAAUAUAAAAUAGCUGAUCCUAUCUGCACCUUCCUGUUUUCUGUGUUUGUGCUUGCGACAACCAUCACCAUUCUGAGGGACAUCUUCAGUGUACUCAUGGAAGGUGCCCCACAGGGCCAUGAAUUUGACUCGGUGAAGGAAGCUCUGCUUACAGUGAGCAGUGUCCGAGCUGUGCAUGACCUCCACAUGUGGACUCUUACAUUAAACCACACACUACUGUCAGCUCAUCUGGCUAUUGAAGACUCAGCCAAUCCUCAGCAGGUCCUGAUGGACGCCACAGAUCUGCUUCAGUCCAAACACAGCUUCCGCAGUAUCACCAUCCAGAUUGAGCCCUACUCCAGUGACAUGGCCUUCUGUUCUAAGUGUGUGGGGCCCAUGGACUGAGAACCCCCCAAAAUCCCGGGAGUCGAGAGAGCAUACCCUCUGCGGUACAAGAACUUCAAGCCGGAUAAUCUGUCCUGAAGCAUGUUGGGGGUUUUUUUUCCACGGCUGUUGACAACCCACACAUCUGCUGGCUUGUACCGAAUUUACAGCUUAUCUGUGUGUAGGUCAGAAGUUCACUCUCCGCUGUGUGUGUGAGCUCCCCUGAGUGUUUGUGAUAAUUUUCCAGCUCAGUGGGAAAGCUCCUCAUUCUAUCAAUAUUAGCCUUUCUGUGAAGAUAAGGACUGACAAGGUCAGCUACUCCAAUAUGACAAAAAUAAUACUGUCAAACUGCAGUUUAAUGGGUAUGGGGAUUUGGGUAGUGAAGAUCUCUCUUUAUGUAACUUUUAAGUUAUUACACAAAGGUGCAAUGUUCUACUUCUGAUAGACAGUCACUGUACACUGAAGCUUACACUCUUUAGAUUUUGGAUCAUACUAUAGAUGAUUCGACAGGUCUGACUCUUUUGUCCCAAACCGAUUUCAGAAAGAAAUCUUACACCUCCACAUGAGGUUCAAAAGGAUACACACUCUAUUAUACUGAGUUUUAAAAGAGAAAAUAUAUAUCUAUAUUUUCAUAUAACCUGAUUAACUGAUGGUACUGAGUAGAAAAUGUACUUCAAUGAUACAAAGAGACAUUUGAAUCAAUUUAUAUUUAUUUCCAUGACCAUUCACUU
Molecule: messenger RNA, 1628 nt
Organism: Alosa alosa (allis shad)
Lineage: Eukaryota; Metazoa; Chordata; Actinopteri; Clupeiformes; Clupeidae
Product: zinc transporter 2-like
Exons: 7
Coding region: 16-918 (300 amino acids)
Biological process (GO): response to zinc ion; zinc ion transmembrane transport
Cellular component (GO): plasma membrane
Molecular function (GO): zinc ion transmembrane transporter activity
Source: RefSeq, a predicted model, not a curated record